Messenger RNA from Drosophila ficusphila, 3099 nucleotides. RefSeq names its product protein O-mannosyl-transferase Tmtc3 (gene Tmtc3). The record is from RefSeq and is a predicted model, not a curated record. Gene Ontology annotation, cellular component: endoplasmic reticulum. Gene Ontology annotation, biological process: protein O-linked glycosylation via mannose. NCBI's taxonomy places the organism in Eukaryota, Metazoa, Arthropoda, Insecta, Diptera, Drosophilidae. Gene Ontology annotation, molecular function: protein binding; mannosyltransferase activity.
GAGGAAGCCAGCUAUCGGCGUAUCGAUAAGACAACAACAAACCACGUCCGAGUGCUGCUCCGAUUUCGUUAAAAUGCCAUCUAGGGACCUGCCAAACGUGGCUGGGAAAAACCCUUGCAUGUAACAUUUCGCCGCCUGACCGAACAGUUAUGGAUUCAUGAAACCUUCCACGAAGUAACGCGAAGUCAACAUGUCUACGAACCCCAACCCCGGAAUCCACCAGAAUGCAACCUCCCUCUCGCCGAGAAAAAACGGUUCGACCAGUUCCUCGCAGAGGAACCUGCUCGAAUUCCUGUGCAUUUGCGUGGCCUGCGUUGCCUGCUACUACAACAGUACCCAGUGCGGCCUGGUCUUCGACGACAUUAGUGCGAUUAGGGACAACAAGGACCUGAGGCCCCACACGCCACUGCGCAACGUCUUCCUGAACGACUUCUGGGGCACACCAAUGCGCAAGGAGCAGUCUCACAAGUCCUAUCGCCCGCUUACAGUGCUGACUUUCCGCUUCAACUACUUGCUGCAUGCGCUGGAGCCGUUUGGCUACCACCUCGUCAACCUGCUGCUGCACUUGUCGGUCUGCUUGCUGUGGCGUCGGGUCUGCCGGCUUCUGCUGCGCCAGUGUGCCUCGUCGGGCAGUAAUGCCGCCGCCUCAUCAUCGUCCUCCCAGCUUAACACAUGCGCUUUUGUGGCUUCGCUGCUCUUCGCCGUUCAUCCGGUUCACACGGAGGCCGUUACUGGCGUCGUCGGGCGCGCUGAAUUGCUCUCUUCCAUUUGCUUUCUGGCCGCCUUUCUCAGCUAUGCGAAGUCCGUCGGCGAUUCGGUUUGCCCGCGUCGAACCAACUGGCUAGUGCUUUUCGCCUGCUUUGGCAGUUGCCUGCUAGCCUCCAUGCUGUGCAAGGAGCAGGGAAUCACCAUUGCCGGCAUCUGCGUAGUCUACGAGUUGUUCGUGGUGCAUCAGCUCCGGCCGCUGCAUUUGUGCCACUUUGUUUUGCGGCUGUUUGAGGAACAAAACGAACAACAGUCGCCGAAAACGGUCAAUCCUUCAAGCAUUCGACGAUGGUCCUCGUCGGCGCUGUGGAAACGCUUGAUCUUCCUGGCUGGCGUCACGUUGGCUCUGCUUGUGGGCCGUGUCUAUGUGAUGGGCUCACAACUGCCCAUCUUUACGCGGUUCGACAAUCCGGCUUCGGCGGCGGAUACGCCAGAGAGGCAACUCACUUACGGCUACCUCAUUUACCUGAACUGCUGGCUGCUGCUCUGCCCCGCGCUGCUUUGCUGCGACUGGACUAUGGGUACUGUGCCAUUGCUGCAGGGAUUUGCGGAUGCUCGCAACUUGACCACCCUGUUUACCUUCUUUGCACUGGGAGCCUUGGUUGCCAAGGCCUGCUUGACCCGCAAUCGGGCUCAGUCACGGACUCUAAUUAUGUGUCUAGGAUGGAUGGUACUGCCAUUUCUCCCGGCGUCAAAUCUGUUCUUCCCCGUGGGAUUUGUGGUGGCAGAACGCAUUCUGUACAUGCCAUCGAUGGGAUACUGUCUGCUGGUGGCCUACGGAUUUGAGCAGCUUCAGCGUCGUGGAAGCCUCAGAUGGAAACGCCUUGGACAGGCAGCACUUACUAUUCUACUGCUCACGCACGCGCUGAAAACGCAUCAACGCAAUUCCGACUGGCGUACAGAGUAUUCCCUUUUUAUGUCCGGUGUGCAUGUUAAUCAGCGCAACGCAAAGUUGUACAACAACGUGGGACACGCUUUGGAGAACGAGGGAAAGUUUGAAGAGGCGCUGCUAUACUUUCAGCAGGCAGUGCGCAUUCAGACCGACGACAUCGGAGCCCACAUCAAUGUGGGUCGCACGCUCAACAAUCUCAAGCGGUAUGCGGAGGCUGAGCAGGCUUAUGUUCAGGCAAAGGCUCUGUUUCCACAGGCGAAGCCGGGAGUCAGCUAUCAUGCGCGCAUAGCGCCCAAUCACUUAAAUGUGUUCAUCAAUCUGGCGAAUCUCAUAGCAAAGAACCAAACGCGUCUGGAGGAGGCUGACCAUCUUUAUCGCCAGGCAAUCAGCAUGAGGAGUGACUACGUUCAAGCUUACAUUAACCGCGGCGACAUUCUUAUGAAGCUGAAUCGCACAGCUCAAGCUCAGGAGGUUUACGAACAGGCUUUGUUGUAUGACAACGAAAACGCAGAUAUCUACUAUAACUUGGGUGUGGUCUUCCUGGAGCAGGGAAAAAGCCAGCAGGCACAGGUGUACUUUAACAAGGCGAUCGAAUUGUAUCCGGAACACGAACAGGCACUGCUCAACUCGGCCAUUCUACUGCAGGAGCUGGGUGGCGAGGAGGCCCGCAGGGUGUCCAGAGCCCGACUUUACAAAGUUCUCGCAAAGGAUGAUCAAAACGAGAAGGUGUACUUCAACCUGGGCAUGCUGGCCAUGGAUGAGUCGAGCUUCGAUGAGGCUGAACAGUUCUUCAAAAGGGCCAUUCACCUAAAGUCCGACUUUCGAAGUGCCCUAUUCAACUUGGCUUUGCUGCUGGCCGAUACAAAGCGGCCACUGGAUGCGGUGCCCUUUCUGAAUCAAUUGAUCCGACAUCACGCCUCACACGUUAAGGGUUUGAUCUUGUUGGGCGACAUCUACAUCAACCACAUGAAGGAUUUGGACGCGGCAGAGAAGUGCUACCGUAGCAUACUUCACUACGAUCCCCACAACACUCAAGGUCUGCACAAUUUGUGCGUAGUGUUCGUGGAGCGGAAGCGACUUGCAAAGGCCGCGGCCUGUUUGCAAUACGCCCAGCGAUUGGCACCCACCGAAGACUACAUCGGUAGGCACUUGCAGAUAGUCCAUGCACGGCUGCAGAAAAUCAACAAGUUACCUGAGACUGCGCCAGAGCGAAAGCUCGCGUACGAGGACUAUGAUCCCCUCGAGUUUAAACUGCCACAGGAUCGACCUUUGCAUAAGCCGCGCAAGCGAUCGUAGCAAAAGUUAGCUUAAAUCGAAUAUCUGAUAGAAGCAUGUAUAAAGACAUUAGUUGAGUUAAGGAACGAAAGGUUCCACGUUCUGUGAACUAUACAGAGUCUGAUAAAAAUAACACAAAGUGAAAUAGUGGAGCAUUCCACACAAUU